Messenger RNA from Taeniopygia guttata (zebra finch), 3605 nucleotides. It is a transcript of the gene GDF1, whose product is annotated as growth differentiation factor 1. Gene Ontology annotation, cellular component: extracellular region. Gene Ontology annotation, molecular function: growth factor activity; cytokine activity. The record is from RefSeq and is a predicted model, not a curated record. Lineage: Eukaryota; Metazoa; Chordata; Aves; Passeriformes; Estrildidae.
GGUGUCAAUUCCAGGGGGAAUUUGUGGGAUUUAUUCCAUGUUUGGUCUGGAGGUGAUUUCCCUCCAGACUUGUUGUGUCUGAGCCGGGGACAGACCCUGAGUGGGGCUGCUGGAAUGUCCCCAAGCUGUGGCAGGACCUUGUCCCUCCCCCGUGACUUCCAGGGUGUCAGAGGAGCACCCCAGGGCUGGAAUUCCUCGGUUUUCAGUGGGGUCUGAUCCCCCAGAAUGGGCCGGAGCAGAGCUGGGCUGACCUUGGGGGGCUAAAACUGAAUUUUCCAGUGCUGGCAUUGAGCUGGGUGGCUCCAGCUGUUUUUGGGGGCUGUGACAUCGAGGCGGUGGUGGCAGCUCUGCUGUGAUGGCCAGGAAGGGACUGGGGGACCUGGGGGUGCCUGGCUGGGGCAGGACCCGGCGCUGGGUGGGGAUUGGUGCUUUUGGGGGUCAGUGGCUUUUUGGGGACGAUGGUUUUUGGGGCCGUGCGAAGCAGGACUUUGAUGGUUUGAUGUGCUGGAGGUAGAGAAGGGCUGGACGCCGUGAUUGAGCUAAAAAAGGGAUUUUUUGGGGGGAGGAAGAGCCGGCUCGGGUCUGCUCCAGCUCCGGGCAGGGCUUUUGGGGGCAGCGCUGGAUUCCCAUCCCCACCCCUGACCCACGGACCGUGCGGGCGCUCCGGAGAUGCAGGAGGAUCGGCGGAGCCCUGAAAGGGUUAAGGGGUGCGGGAGCCGCAGGGAUCCACCCCAGCCCAGCCCGGAGCCGGAAUCCCGCGGCGCUGAUUGAGCUCCGAGCCCAUCAAAGGCUCCGAUCGGGGUCCCAACCCCCGCGGCCGCCCGGCCCGGCCGCUCUUUGUCCGGGCGAGCGGAGCAGCGAUGUGGCUCCUGCGCAGCCUGGCCUGGGCCCUCCUGAGCCCGCUGCUGGCCGGGCUGGGCCCGCAGGAAAGCGCCCUGCUCCGCUCGCUGGGGCUCAGCGCCAAGCCCAGCCCCAGGAGCCCCGGCCCGGUGCCGCCCGUGCUCUGGAGGAUCUUCCACAAGGGGAGGACGCUGCCCCGGCCGGGCGGAGAGCCGGAGCCCUGCCGGGUGGAGGAGUUCAAUGUCCCCGGCAACAUCGUCCGCGUCUUCGCUGACCAAGGCCGCUUCCUCCCCGAAGGGCAGCCCCAGGGGCGGCUGUGUCUGCGGAAACUCCUGUUCUUCAACCUCUCCGCGCUCCAGGAGGGCGAGCGCUUGACCAUGGCCCAGCUGGAGCUCCAGUUCCACCACAACUCCUACCACUGGCCCAGCCCGGGGCAGGUUUUGGAGCUCCGGCUGUACCGGGCGUCCCCCCGGGGGCUGCCCCGGCCCGGCCGGAGCCCGCUGGUGGAGCGGUCAUUUGUCCAGCUGCGCAAAUCCCUCCUGCUCGACCUGAGCGCGGCGCUGAAGGACGGGACAGCGCCGGGCAGGAAUUUGGCCUUGGUGCUGGAGAUCUCGGCCAGCGGGGACGGCGGGACCGUGCGGGGCCCCUGCGCCGGCAGCGACGCCUUCGCGGCCACCUCGCUGCUGCUGGUGACGCUGGGCCCGCGGUGCCGCGCCGCCCGCAGCAGGAGGAGCGCCCCGAGCCCCCCGCUCACCCCCAGCCCCCUGUGCAAGCCCCGCCGCCUCUACAUCAGCUUCAGCGACGUGGGCUGGGAGAACUGGAUCAUCGCCCCCCAGGGCUACCUGGCCAACUACUGCGGCGGGGAGUGUCCCUUCCCGCUGGCGGCCGAGCUCAACAGCACCAACCACGCCGUGCUGCAGACCAUGGUGCACUCGCUGGACCCGCAGGGCACCCCCCAGCCCUGCUGCGUGCCCGUCCGCCUCUCCCCCAUCUCCAUCCUCUACUACGACAACAGCGACAACGUGGUGCUGCGGCACUACGAGGACAUGGUGGUGGACGAGUGCGGCUGCAGGUAGCGGGGUUAGUGCGGGCAGGACGGGCCGAGGGGGGACAGACCCCGCGCUGCCGAAUCCCCGCUGCCUCCCGGGCGUUUCGGGUGUUUCGGGAGUUUCGGGGUUCCCCUCUGCGCUGGGCUGGGCUGGCGUUGUUGGCGGUGCUGAUUUAGGAUUAGUCGGGACGGGGCUGCGGGAUUAUGACCGAGCCCGGCGCUGGGUCCCCUCCCCGCGGGGGAUGCUGGCGCCGGGCUGUGAAUCCCGCAUUUCCCCCCUUGCGCAGCUUUUUGGGGGGUUUUGGCUGAACUCUGCGGAUUUCUCAGGGUAUAAAUGAGUUUUCUGGGUGAAUCGGGGCCGGGGGUUCCCUGGGGUGCGAUCCAGGGACAGGGACGGGGUGACCAAAUCCCAUCAGAGCCGGGCGGGAGCUCCGUGCUGUGCUCUGGGAGCUGUUUUCAGGCUGUGGUUGGUGAUGGGGUGGUUUGGGGACAGGGCUUGUGUUGGGUGGCCAAAUGCAGUGGGGGUUUUGCCUAAGAAAAUGAAGGUUUUCCCUAAAAAAAUUGGAGGUUUUACCUAAAAAUAAUGGAGGUUUUGCCUUAAAAAUUGGAGAUUUCGCCUAAAAAUUUGGGAAUUUCACCUAAGAAACCCGCAGGGAGCCUUGUGCCAAGGGCAGGAUCCUGCAGGGAAUGUGGCUGAGGGAAUUCGGGGGGGUUGCUGGGGUCAGUGGCUGUGAGUCAGUAUUAAUUAAUUAAUAAUCAAUUAAUUAACCUCAUUUGCAAAUCGAUGAGCCCAGGCUGUCCCUGGUGUCCCGGGGCAGCCGAGCCUCAGGCAGGGGCAGAGCUCCGCACACUUUUGAAUUUUUCGGGUUGUUUUGGGUUGAUUUGUUGGGUUUUCUGCCGGCUGGCAGCCCCAGGCUCUCUGUGGUGUCACUGAGGGGCAGCAGGGACCCAAAUUUGGGGCAUUUCCCUCUCCUCUGCCUCUUCCAGCCGAGUGUGUAAAACUGAGUGUGCAAAACCACCAGAGCGACAAUUCCCUGCCCCUUUGGGGAUUUUGGAGCAACUGAAAAGGAAUCCGAGUUAGACUUGAAUUUUUUCUCUUUAUUUUUGAACUGUGAAGCCAUAGUGCAGCUUUGGGGGUUUUUUUUGCUGUUUUCUCUUUGAGCUCUGAUGGUUUUCCCACCUCCUCCCCCCAGGGGAAGCACUGAGGGUUUAACCACCUUGGGAUGGUGUAUUUUUUUUGUUUGUUUGUUUGUUUUAACACCCAAAAUGUGGAGCUGAAGAGCCAGCCUGGAGCAGCUUUAGCUGGAUUCCCAUUCCCAAAUCCAGGUGUUUCCCACCCAGCCCUGCCCUGCUCCAUUUCAGUGUUUAAAGGGCUUAACUCCAGCCAGCAGGAGCCAUUGGAUUCUGAAUUUAGAUGGGCACAGGAGGAAAACCUUCAAGUAUUCCUGGGUUUGUGGCCACCUCUCGCUCAAACCCCGGGUGAGUUUGUGCCCAGGGUGGUGCCAAGGCCAGGAACUGCCCCAGCCCCAGCCUGGAGCCCCCAGCCCCGACCUGGCAGGGCAAAGCCAUGUUCGUGUUCCCUCCCAGCCCGGGAGCCCUUCCCAGUCCUCCCAGUCCUCCCAGUUCAGUCGCUCACCCCCUCUGCUAUGCACACCCCCACUUUUGUACUAGUCUUGUGUUUAAAAAAAGUAAUAAACUUGAAGUUUAUACAAUCAGA